Colletotrichum chrysophilum is the source of this 612-nucleotide messenger RNA. RefSeq lists its product as uncharacterized. Gene Ontology annotation, biological process: cytoskeleton-dependent cytokinesis. The transcript has 2 exons. Lineage: Eukaryota; Fungi; Ascomycota; Sordariomycetes; Glomerellales; Glomerellaceae. Gene Ontology annotation, cellular component: dynactin complex. The record is from RefSeq and is a predicted model, not a curated record. Bases 1 to 612 code for a protein of 203 amino acids.
AUGGACUCCUCGCUGGAUACCACGACACUCUCGACAAUAUCGCUGCUCGAGUCGCGUCUCUUGCGCAUCGAACACCUCCUGUACGGCCCGACCGCCGCGCCGCCGUCCCUGAACGCCGACUCCGCUGUCGAUGGCCUCGAGGAUCUCGAGCGGCGAUUCAACCAUCUUCUCUCCCGCAUCCGCGUCUAUGGCGAGCUUAUGAAGAUUUACAACUCACACCCGACUCUCUUCCAACCCCCGCCCCCAUCCGAGCCCCCCAUCCAGCUGGGUCCCGAGGCAGUCCAAGCAACUGUGCUUGCAUCAGCAGCCUCAUUUCCUGCGACAGCCUCUUCACUGACCUCCGUCAACGACUGCCCGAUCCCCGAGCCUUCCCAGAGUGCGAGCCUCGCGUCUCUCGUGCCGAGAAUGCGCGGUAUCGAAGCAACUCAGAUCGCUCAAGAGGCUGAGAUGGCACAGCUCAGGGAGCGGAGCGAGGAGGUUCUCAAGAAUUGGUAUCAGCAAGGUGUCCUUGGCGCCUCUGAGUUCGUGGCUGAUGUGGAAGGCCGAGUGGAGCGGGCAGAGCGCCGAGUCCGGAGGGCGGAGCGGGAAAAGGAGGAAGCGGCGGCCAUUUGA